Thlaspi arvense is the source of this 1266-nucleotide messenger RNA. NCBI's taxonomy places the organism in Eukaryota, Viridiplantae, Streptophyta, Magnoliopsida, Brassicales, Brassicaceae. The record is from the annotation of a GenBank genome assembly.
AGAAAAGUACCUAUUCUCUCUCAUCAUAAUGUUCCUUUUAUAAAAUCCACCCAAAGACACCAACACCUUCUCCAUCAUCAUUUCAUUUCUUUUUCUUUUUCCUCCAUCCCCAUUUUCUAGUUCGCUCGUGCACAUCUCCGACGAUCCCAAUUCUAAAAUCAUCACUUCUUCCAAUCUUUUUAACACCUCUCUAAAAAGAACAGUCUAAAAAUUAAAAGAUAACAAAAACAGAGAAUCCUUCUUUCUUUUAGUACAACAUAACAUAAAAAUCAUCACUUUUGUUUGUUUGUUUCGUCGAUGGCCUCUUCCGGUAACAGCACAACGGCAGGGACAGGUUCACCGUGCGGUGCGUGCAAGUUCCUGAGGAGGAAGUGUGCAUCGGAUUGUAUAUUCGCACCUUACUUCUCAUCGGAACAAGGAGCAGCAAGAUUCGCAGCUAUUCACAAGGUUUUUGGAGCCAGCAACGUCUCUAAGCUCUUGCUCAAUGUCCCAGUGCAUGAUCGAUGUGAAGCUGUUGUCACCAUCGCCUACGAAGCUCAGGCUCGUCUUCAUGAUCCUGUGUAUGGCUGUGUCUCACAUAUUUUUGCCCUCCAACAACAGGUGGCUUACUUGCAAGCACAAGUUAUGCAAAUGAAGGCACAGAUCGCCGGCCACCAGACGUCAGCCGCCGGAGAUCUAAGAAACAGCUCGGAAGGUACUCAUCAAUUCACGACGUGGCAACAAACUAGUGGCUCUCCGAUUGGCAGUGCUUACUCAACACCAUAUAACCAUCAUCAUCAUCCUUACUACGGUCACGUAAACCCUAACAAUCCAGUCUCGCCACAGAGCUCGCUAGAAGAAUCUUUCAGCAACACGAGCAGUGAUGUCACGACAACAACUAACGUGCGAGAGACUCUUCAAACCGGAGGAGACGUAUACGGUCAAGGCGGGUUAGGGUUUCACGAAGGAUAUCCUAACAAGAAGAGAUCAGUGAGUUAUUGUAAUAGCGAUCUAGGUGAGCUUCAGGCUUUGGCUCUUAGAAUGAUGAAGAACUAAAAUAAGUUGGUAACUCAUGUAGACAGACAGAGAUGAGAUGAAAUGUUUUUUUUUUUACAAGAAACAAAAAUGACAACAAAACAUUCGAUGUCGCAUUCUAUCAUCAAUAAACAUGUCCAGUACAUCCAUGUUUGUUUAAUUUGGAUUAUUUAUUUUGUGAUUGUUGGUUCAACGAUAUGUCUUAGCUAUUGAAAGCUUAUUUACAUUUCGUAAUCACUGAUGUAACUAUGC